This is a messenger RNA of Solanum stenotomum, 985 nucleotides long. Its product is annotated as enoyl-CoA delta isomerase 1, peroxisomal. Bases 44 to 790 code for a protein of 248 amino acids. The record is from RefSeq and is a predicted model, not a curated record. Gene Ontology annotation, cellular component: peroxisome. Lineage: Eukaryota; Viridiplantae; Streptophyta; Magnoliopsida; Solanales; Solanaceae. Gene Ontology annotation, biological process: fatty acid beta-oxidation. The transcript has a single exon. Gene Ontology annotation, molecular function: delta(3)-delta(2)-enoyl-CoA isomerase activity; enoyl-CoA hydratase activity.
AAUAAUUUAAUACUGUCCAGCCACUUUCUUUUCCAUCCACAGAAUGGAAUCCAAAGAGCUUUGCACAUUAGAAAAGAGAGGCAAUAUCUUCCUCCUAACUUUAACCGGCAACGAUGACCACCGUUUACAUCCCAACCUUAUCGACUCCAUCUCCGCCGUUCUCCGCCGCGUCCGAUCCGAAUCUACUUCCUCUUCCUCCGCUCUGAUUACCACAGCCCAAGGCAAAUACUUCUCCAAUGGUUACGACCUUAAGUGGGCCUUAGUGGACAAAGCCCGCCAAAAACUCAUGUCCAGAAAGCUCCGAAGUCUCGUUUCCGACCUAAUAACCCUACCUAUGCCAACAAUCGCCGCCGUCACCGGUCACGCUUCCGCUGCCGGCUUCGUCUUCGCGCUUUGCCAUGACUACAUCCUGAUGCGCAAGGAUCGAGGGUUUCUCUACAUGAGCGAGCUGGAUAUUGGGUUUCCGAUACCGAUUUGGUUUUCGGCUUUAGUGAAGUGCAGAAUGGGGUCGCCGGCGGUUCGGCGUGAGGUGGUGAUGAAAGCUGCUAAAGUAACGGCUGAGAUGGGAGUCCAAAUGGGUUUUGUCGAUUCGGCUCAUAGUGGAGCGGAAGAGACUGUGGAGGCAGCAAUUAAGUUAGGUGAGGAAUUGGUGAGCAGAAAUUGGGAUGGGAAAACAUACGCUGGUUGUAGGAAAACGCUAUUUUUGGAGCUACUGAAUUCGCUUGGUUCUGAUGAGACUGUGGGAGAUUAUGGGGACGAGGAGGCAAACAAGACACUAGCCAAGCUGUGAGUAGUCUCUCAUGGAUUAUAUUAUUCGAAUUUUAAAAAAAUAUUAUCACGCAGUGUUCGAUUCUUUGAUAAUGCACUUAUUUUUUUAAAGCCCUACUGUCUUAGGCAUUAUGUGUGCGCUUUUACUUGUAUUAGUAUGGUAUCACUGAAUUAUGAGUAUUAUGUAAUACAAAAUGUAUUAAAAUGUUUAUCCUUU